Messenger RNA from Microthlaspi erraticum, 918 nucleotides. Lineage: Eukaryota; Viridiplantae; Streptophyta; Magnoliopsida; Brassicales; Brassicaceae. The record is from the annotation of a GenBank genome assembly.
AUGAAAACACGGCGGAGGGAGUACUUCUCUGAGGAUAGUCUAACCGUUUCCCGACGCAAAUCUCGAGCUUCGACCUCAUCAACGAAUGCAAAAGAAGAAAACUCAGAGACGACGAUCUCAACUGAUCUCAUCACCGAAAUCCUCUUGAGAUUGCCGGGGAAGUCUGUAGCGAGAAGUCGAUGUGUAUCAAAGCUCUGGAACUCCACUCUUCGCGAUCCGUAUUUCACUGAGCUCUUCUUGACCAUGUCUUUGACUCGUCCUCGGCUCUUGUUCUCCUUCGUGAAACACCGUGAGCUCUACUUCUUCUCGGCACCUCAAGGUGAGAGCUCCUCGUCUCCUGUAAGCGCAGAUUAUCAUGUCCAGUUCAAAUUAGAAGAUUCAUACAGAGUUUGUGGUCAUAUCCUUGGUUUGGUCUGCCUUACUGAUCACCGAGACGGGAAUGGAAGGAAAGAAACGGCUCAUGUGAUAUGGACUCGAAAACUUGAAUGGAGAAUGAUCGAAUGUGGCAUUCCAAGUCAUUAUCCUACUAGAUGCGGGAUAUGCAUCAAUGGUGGUGUGUAUUAUGAAGCUUGGGUCAAAAACUCGGCUCUUGUGAUAGUUUGCUUUGAUGUGAGGUUGGAGAAGUGUAGAGUUAUUAACGCAGCUGAGGGCAUGGAUCUAAGUCUUGGUACUCUUACGCAGAGAGGCAUGAAUGGUCGAAGAAGUAUCCGUAUUGCCACUGCCUCUGUGAAGAGUGUAGCUGGAAAGGCCACGUUAUACAUUGUUGGAGUGGCUGGUGGUACCGAUGAAGUUGUCUUGUGGUCGCGAUCUGUACGUGCUCCGUUGUAUGUUUACUACUACAACAUGGAGAGGAACACUUUCAGAAGAGUUGAGAUCAAAGGAAUGGACGCGCGGUUAGGUACUAUUUCGGUUGCAUGA